AUGAAAGACCAUGCGGUUGUCUUGAUACCAUUCUCAUUGCGCAUACCUCCUGUCGAGUCGCAUCACCAUACUUGUCGAGUCCAAGGAUAUGACAGCCGAUCGCGGAUCGCGAUCCGAUCGCCCCUCCUGGAUCCUCCAGACAUCGGCGGUGGCCUGUCUGGCAGUCGAUACUGUACUUUCGCAUCCGACUCCGUCGCCUUUCCUCCGGGACAUCUCUCCUCCUCCCUCACCACGCCCUCGUCGUUGGUCGUGGGCGAUUUCUUCCCCUCCAACUACUCGCGCGAGACAUCCGCCAACCUGGCUGCCCUCGCGAUCCCCCCGCCAGGCAUGGGCCCGGCGCUCGAGGCGCUGACAGCCCCCCAGCCGUUGAAUUCGCGUCGUCCAGCGGCCCCGACCCUGCCCAGCUUCGAGCUCCCGGUGCCCCCCUUCCAUACCAGCGGCGCCAUCAAGUACACCACCCACCAUAGCAAUCCUCCUCACAUCAACCCGAGCGUCAGCAACCUUCUCACUCCGCCGGUGACCACCCAGUCCGGCGGCGACAGCAUUCCCACCACCACGGCGCACUCGGCAAUCACCACGGGCGUGUCGACCAACUCGGAGCUGGCCCCUUACUGGCCCGGCCAGAGCUCAUAUCAAAGUGCCUCCGGGGCGGCGACGGCAGCGCGUCAGUCGUGGAGCUCGGGUGUGCCUUAUUCCAGUCGAGAUACCUUUCCUCCGUCCGUGACUCCCCUGCAUCGCAACCCGGCCACGUCAACGCCGGGUUCAGAGCACAUGCCCCAGGCAUACGAGAUGAAUCACCUGCCCCCAUUUCAACAGCCAAUCCCAGUUUCUGCCCCCGUCUCUUCUGGGGGGGGCCUGCAGCAUCACUCGAUCCCACACGCCAUGAUUUCAGUCCAUCCACUGCCGAAUCCCGCGCCGUCGCCCCAUCCUUUGCCUUCGAACGACCCCUACAUGGUCAAAUCCUCGUCCGCACCGGCGUACGGAACGGCUCAGCAGGUAACCAACUCGCCAAGCGGAUAUUCUCCGUACGGACAGACGGGGCUCGGGAUGCAGCAGCCCCCGGGCCGGGUGGCCUCGAAUCCACACCCUUCGCACCAUUUGAACUACCAGCGGGGUCCCUGGGCGUCCUAUUCGCUCCCGGCGAUGAACGGUCCAGUGUGGUCGAAUGUGAACAACCCGAACGGUCCCUUGUCCAUGACAGGGAACCAGCCAGCCGGGCUGCCGGGGCUGGCAGGGUAUAACAGUGGGCACGCUGCCAAUCUGCAGCAGAUGCAGCAGCUGUAUGGAGGGCACCCACCUCAUCCGGGCCACGGCGGCCCGGGUCCAACCAACGACCGGCCCUUCAAGUGCGACCAGUGUCCGCAGAGCUUCAACCGCAACCAUGAUCUCAAACGACAUAAGCGCAUCCACCUGUCGGUGAAGCCGUUCCCAUGCACGCACUGCGACAAGAGCUUCUCGCGCAAGGACGCGUUAAAGCGACAUAUCCUUGUCAAGGGCUGUGGGAAGGACGGGUCGGAUGGCGGCCUCUCCAAGUCGGCCGAGCACAGCUCGGUCAAGGAGGAGGAUAGGAGUGAUGAAUCGAAUGGCCACCAUUAA
This is a messenger RNA of Aspergillus sclerotioniger CBS 115572, 1596 nucleotides long. RefSeq names its product putative C2H2 finger domain protein. The transcript has 3 exons. Gene Ontology annotation, molecular function: RNA polymerase II cis-regulatory region sequence-specific DNA binding; DNA-binding transcription activator activity, RNA polymerase II-specific. NCBI's taxonomy places the organism in Eukaryota, Fungi, Ascomycota, Eurotiomycetes, Eurotiales, Aspergillaceae. The record is from RefSeq and is a predicted model, not a curated record. Gene Ontology annotation, cellular component: nucleus. The coding region runs from base 1 to 1596 and encodes 531 amino acids. Gene Ontology annotation, biological process: regulation of transcription by RNA polymerase II.